Molecule: messenger RNA, 797 nt
Organism: Vigna umbellata (rice bean)
Lineage: Eukaryota; Viridiplantae; Streptophyta; Magnoliopsida; Fabales; Fabaceae
Product: BolA-like family protein
Biological process (GO): iron-sulfur cluster assembly
Cellular component (GO): chloroplast
Source: RefSeq, a predicted model, not a curated record
AUGGAUAUUUUUGCCAUUGAGAGGAAAGGAAGGGCACCGCGUGGUUUAUCUAUUCCCAUCCAUUUCCAAGAAGAAGGAAAACCAGCGCAGAGGAGAUCGGAGAUACCAUAAAGAUGCGGUCUCAGGUGUUCUCGCUCUCAGCCAAUACCAGCUUUCUGCGCCAAGCUCUUCCACUUCUCGUUAAACCCUACAAAACCAUUCUCUCGCCCACUGCUCUCACUUCCUCAUCUGCUUCACAAUCCCUCCUUUGCAAUAUUCCACUUCUUGCACCCGUCAACCUAUUCCCCUCCAGUUCUCUUCGCAACUUCACCUCACGAGCCACCCAUGUCAAUGACGCUGGCUCCGUCGACUUGCCUCUUAUUCAGUCCAUGCACAACAAGAUAAAGGAACAACUCAAUGCAGAAUCUGUCACCGUGAAGGAUGCUUAUGGCGAUGGUCGGCAUGUUAGUAUUGAUGUGGUAUCUACUGCCUUUGAGGGACAAUCAGCAGUUAAUAGGCAAAGGAUGGUCUAUAAAGCUAUAUGGGAGGAGCUUCAGAGUGUAGUCCAUGCAGUUGAUCAAAUGACUACUAGCACUCCUGCUGAAGCAGCCGCAAGAAGUGACAGAGGAUAAUGAGAGCAUACUUUGACUUCUUAUUCACGCUCUUUAUAGAUUUUUGCAUUGCUGUUUUCUAGGAAUGAAUUCCUAAUUUUAAACUACCAUUACAGUAUUUCACAUGCUACUGAACAUCAGGUUUUCAAUGCCACACUUCCUUGGAGUUUCUACAUUCUAUAAUUUGGCAGUCAAUUACUUGGCCAA